This is a messenger RNA of Salvia splendens (bonfire salvia), 558 nucleotides long. RefSeq lists its product as uncharacterized. The record is from RefSeq and is a predicted model, not a curated record. NCBI's taxonomy places the organism in Eukaryota, Viridiplantae, Streptophyta, Magnoliopsida, Lamiales, Lamiaceae. Bases 1 to 558 code for a protein of 185 amino acids. The transcript has a single exon.
AUGUUGGGACAGUGGUACGGGAGCAAGGGAGCGGUCGAGGUGUACGAGUGGUUCAGGCCAAAAGGUGAACGACGCCUGUGGCACAGGUUCGUGUGGAAGGAGUUCGUCCCGCCAAAGUACUCCUUUACUACUUGGCAAGCUCUCAGAGGACGACUCCCAACGAGGGACAGACAGGGCUACAUGAACAUCGACCAGCGAUGCCCCUUGUGCAUGGCUCACACAGAGUCGGUGGAACACAUCUUCUUCAAAUGCCACAAGACAUGGGCAGUUUGGAAGGAGAUCAAAUCCUGGAUGGGACAUAGAAGGAACAUCACUACUAUCCAGAGCGCCAUCAAGUGGAUGCUCAAGGAAAGAAGUGGAGCGGCAGUUAUGCGCAAGGCUAGAAGACUUGCCCUCAUCGCGACAGUCAGCCUAAUUUGGAGAGGCAGAAAUGCCUUGAUUUUCGAUGGAACGACUUUUGAACCCAAGCACUUUGUGUUCGAGGUGAAGAAGGUAACAUAUUCAGUUCUAUACUCCCUUUAUCCGCAUGAGCAAGUGACCGAGCACUUGGGAGUUUAG